Molecule: messenger RNA, 1465 nt
Organism: Sinocyclocheilus rhinocerous
Lineage: Eukaryota; Metazoa; Chordata; Actinopteri; Cypriniformes; Cyprinidae
Product: natterin-like protein
Exons: 3
Coding region: 358-1305 (315 amino acids)
Source: RefSeq, a predicted model, not a curated record
UUCAAGAGAACGCUAACGCCUUGCUUUUUUGAUAAUGUUUUUGAAAAUAUUGGCAAGACCGGAAAUGGUUGCAACAUCGUCAGUUGCAAUGCCUCCAAUUCCUCCAAUCAGGAAUAAGCAACAAAUCGCCUGUUUCACUUCACACAUGCUCAGUUUAGUCCUUAUUCCACAAGUGAGGAAGCAGAGUUCUGUGUCAGACAGCAGAAUUUAGAGGGGAUAAAACUAAUUUUGAGGUCUCAGCUACCCACUUCGAGCUAAGCAGCAGCCCAGUCAAACAUUCUUCACUUUUCUGGCUUUUACCAGGUGAGCUGAUCUUAAGAAGGUGUUCAUCAGACUGUCAUCCAUAUUUUUUUAAAGAUGUCCUACCCAACAACUCUGUUUAAAAUUGGUGGUGGAGGAGGUUCGCCAUUUUCAUUGACUGGUAAGAACAAUGGUGCCAGUUUAGAGAAGAUCGGGGUCUGGGUGGGAGGAUCUCAGGUGAAGGCUGUCAGGAUUUGGCUUUCAGAUGGCAGAAGAGAAACCUUUGGCAAUCCAGCCGGACCGUAUCAAGAGUACACGUUCAAGCCUGAUGAGUGUUUCACCUCACUGUCCCUCUGGGGGAACGGAGCAGGAACACGUCUUGGAGCCAUCAAAUUCAAGACCAGUGGGGGUGCAGAAUUUUUUGCAAAAAUGACAAGCUGGGGUUUAAAACAAGAAUAUCCCAUUGAUAUCGGCUCUGGUUAUUGUUUGGGAGUUGUAGGAAGAGCUGGUGCAGAUAUUGACUGCAUGGGAUUCAUGUUUAUCAAUGAAGUUCAAUCAACCGUUCUCACCAAUGUCAACUAUCCCACAAUAAACCAACUGAUACCAAAGGUGACCGUGGAAGAGCUCAAAUCCGUCACUUACACAAACGACACCUCUGCCAAACAACAGCAAACGGUCGAAACCUCAAAGGAAGUGAUCGAAACAUCUUCAUGGUCGAUGAGUGUCAGCUUUACAGCAACAUUUAGUGUGGAAGUGAAGGCAGGGAUUCCAGAGAUUCUAGAAGCUUCUACAGGAUACAGUUUCAGCGUUGGAGCAGAAAGCACUUACAAGCAUGAGUACACCAAUGAGAAAACCGAAACUCUGACUACCACUGUAGAUGUGCCACCAAGAAAGAAGGUGGAUGUUGACAUCACCAUCGGCAGAGCCACGUCUGACCUGCCUUACACUGGCACAGUGAAGAUGACUUGCAAGAAUGGCAGUGUGUUACAGUAUGAAACCAAGGGCCAAUACAAAGGGAUCACUUACACUAAUAUCAAAGUGAAAACUAAAGAAUCUGAUCUGUAAUGUAAAUGUUAAUGAUUGUUCUUGGCUGGGCUUUAUCUGAUUUUACCAGCAAUGCAUCACUUUUAUAUGAUUUGUUUGCAGGCACGUUGCACACAUAGAUAUCAAAGGGGGCUUGAGCACCUGUCCUUUUUCUUCCUUGAGAGAAAGUGCCCUUUUUUCU